AUGGUAUCUGCGCAGCAGAUGCAGGUGCAGGCUCAGAGCCAGUAUAGCUGGACGCUGAGUGCGGCGACGCCAAAACCCUCCACCCUCAGCGUCCCCGUCGACGGCGGCAGCAGCAGCAGCAGCAGCAGCGGCAGCAGCGGCAGCGGGACGGUCACCUUCACCACGACAUACACGCGCCAGCUCACCAACGCCUUGCUGCAGGUAUCGGGGCUCUUGGAAUUCCAGAACCGCGGCGCCGCCGCAGUCACGGUCAGCAACGGCCAGGUCAGCGUGUGCAACGGCCUGCUGCCUGGCAUGGAGGCCGCCGCCGCGAGCUUUGGGGUUGUCUCCUCAUCACCAUCCUCGUCAGGGGGCGCCGGAUCUGCAUACAACCCCAGCUUCACCCUCGGCGGCGCCGUCCCCGGCUGCAGCGGGCCGUCGUUCGUGCUGCCCCUGCUGGGCGGGACUCUCCUGGUGCCCGCCAGCAACCGCGCCCUCAUGCCGUUCGCCGGCACCGCCGUCGUCGCCGGAGCAGGCGGCGGCGGGGACAGCAUCAGCGCGAUCAGCGCCGCGGGGUCGGGGCCGCUGGCAGUGGCAUAUGUAGAAGCGGUCUUGAGCAACGGGCAGCGCGUCACGUCGGUGCCUCAGAUCAUCAGUUACAUAGUGACGGCAGGCGACGGUGGCGGCGGAGUCCAGGGCCAGGGCGCGACAGCCACCGCGUUCGAUGAGUUUGUCGUGUCGCCCGCGGUAGCGCAAGGGGCCGCCUCGUCCGCGCCGCAGCCGAUCAAGCCCUCCAGCGUGGCGGGGCCGAGCAUCCCCGACGCCACCAAUGGGCUGAAACUCACUCAAACGACGGUGGUCACCUACACGGCCACAUUUGACUACAAGUCGUCAGGCCAGCCGGCCUGCGGCGUCCCUCUGACGGCCAGCAACCGCCAGCGGCUGGCCGUUGAUAACCCUGGGUCUGGCCAGAUCCCUCAGCCCAUCACAACCACCGUCACCAUCACAUUCACCGGCUGCCCUGGCGCCGCCGGCGCGGCUACAACCGCCCCCGCCGGCAGCGCCACGGCGCGGCUCGGGCGCGUGGCGGUGGCCGCUGGCGAUGACGUCACUUGGACGCUCGAAAAGUGGUCAAACGCGACGGCGCUGGUGUUGAAGCCGGGGCAGUACAAAACUGUGGCGUACCGCGUGACCGCCACGCGGUCGGCCCCCAAAUCGGCAUACACCGUCAGCGGCAGCCUGCUCGUCUUCCAGCCGCCGGGCGCCGCGGGGCCCGUGCAGUCUGCGACGGUUACCCUCAGCGGCGGCGCCAGCAGCCCCGCGGCCUGCGCGGCGCCGGCCGCGGACGGCUCCUCUGAGUGCCGCUUCGGGCCGAUCCCGUACGCCGGCGCGCCCGGCGGGGCGGCGCCCGGCAGCGCGGCGGCGGACGUCGUGCUCGCCGACGGCCGGCGGCUGGCGGCGCCGCCGCAGGCGCUGGACUUUGCUGCGGCAUCGCAGGGCGCGGCGGGGCCGGGCUUGGGCGCGGACCUGACUGACUCAUUUGACCCUGUUGGGCUGGCUGCUGCAACGGCUUCCGGGGUCAGACUGGAUUGGGACAAGGCGGCCGCCCCUCCGCCUGCCGGCGAGGGCCCGCUCGCUCUGACAGACGGCCGCGUUUUCGAAUACGCUGUUCGAAUCGGCGUCGCCCGCAAGUGCGGCCGGUGGCAGCUCGACAGCGCGGCGCGGCUAGCCCCCAGGGGCGCGCAGCCGCCGGUGAUCGCCCAGUCGCCGCUGGUGGUGCAGGUCGCGGGCUGCCCGCUGCCUCUGGAGGCUGCCAUGGGGCUGUUCACCACAUGGGUGGUGCCGCCGCCGCCGCGGCUGCUGCUGCUGCUGCUGCUGCUGCUGCCGACAACGCCGCUGCUGCCGGCGCCGCGGCUGCAAGCCUCGCUGCUGCUGCUGCUGCUGCUGCUGCUGCUGCUGCUGCUGCUGCUGCUGCUGCUGCUGCCGCCGCUGCCGCUGCCGCUGCUGCUGCUGCUGCUGCUGCUGAUCAACGUUCCCCUGCCGCUCGGCGGCGUGUUCGCGACGUCGGGCGGCGCGGCGGGCAGCCGCGUAGCGGCCGGCUGCCCCGGUGACGCUACGUCGCUCGCGCCGCGCUCCGUGACGGCCUGCCCAUUCAACGUCAGUUGGACGAGUGACAAGGACGGCGUGCUGGGCGGGGUGGCGCUUUUCCCAGAGGGCGACGUGCAGGCGGUCGCCCGAGACUGGCCAUUCACAUUCCAGACCGCCCGCAUGUUUGGCGGCGGCGCCACGGCGCGCGUCUCAAACGCUGCGGCGCUGUUGGGGCCCGACGGACGGGCGGUUGCGGACGGGCGGUUUGGUUUCCGUGUUUUUGGCGACGUUCACAGUGCGGCCGCGCCUAAGAUCCUGGGUGAGGGGCGGCGCCUUUACAUACAAGCCCAGCUGGGCCCGCUCGGCACUGGCGGGUGUGGUAGCUACAAGCUGGUGGUCACCUCCAUUGUCAAGCCCCAGCCAGAGGGUGUGUCGCAAGCAGAGGUGCGGGCCGUCGGCGCCAUCAACAUCGACGUGUACGGCUGCUGA
Monoraphidium neglectum is the source of this 2556-nucleotide messenger RNA. RefSeq lists its product as hypothetical. The record is from RefSeq and is a predicted model, not a curated record. Lineage: Eukaryota; Viridiplantae; Chlorophyta; Chlorophyceae; Sphaeropleales; Selenastraceae. Bases 1 to 2556 code for a protein of 851 amino acids. The transcript has 9 exons.